Molecule: messenger RNA, 788 nt
Organism: Cornus florida
Lineage: Eukaryota; Viridiplantae; Streptophyta; Magnoliopsida; Cornales; Cornaceae
Product: arabinogalactan protein 13-like
Exons: 1
Coding region: 145-324 (59 amino acids)
Source: RefSeq, a predicted model, not a curated record
ACCCUUACCCUCACACUGUCUUUGCAAUUCCUCUCUCUAGCUAUAGAAUCUAAAUCUCUUCUGAGGAAUAGCAUACUUGCUCUCUCUCUAUAUCUCUCUUUCUUCUAUACACAUAUAUACAGUCAAAGAGAUUAAAUAGAGAAAAUGGAGGCAUUGAAGAUGAAGCUUUUCGCUGCCGUGGUAGUGAUGUUGAUGGCCGUCUCCGCCGUCCAGAGCGUGGCCGCCGCCGAUGCUCCUGCGCCCAGCCCCAUGUCUGACGCCACCGUCUUCGUCCCCACGGCCAUCGCCUCCCUAGCCGCCCUCGCCUUCGGACUCCUCCUCUGAAGUGUCAGCCCCCAUGAAUUGACAGCGAAGACUUCUCCUCUUCUCUGUCUCCAUACCCCCUCACUUUCUCUCUCUCUAGAUCAUCUGAGAGGGAGAAAGUGAGGACAUGGGUUGCGAUUUUAUUUAUAUUUAUAUUUAUUUUCGUUUUAUUUUUUAAUAUGCUUAAUUUAUUUUUGUUAUUACUAGUGUUGGUGUGGAGUUUGGGAUUUGUUUGGGUGUGAUUGAUGUGUUGGGUAUGUUUUAUGUGACCCUCUCUCUCUCUCUCUCUGUGUUUUAUGUAUAUGUAAAAUGAGGUGGUCUUAUAGAUUAGGCUAAUAAUAGAGGAGAGAGAGAGAGUGGGAGAGGGAGGGAUUUGAUGUGGUGUUGUGUAGAUGUUGUUUCGCUGCACCAGCAGUGGUUGAUUUCAUCUUCUUUACUUGCUCAUCCAUUCUUUGUAAUAAAUUGACUCUGGUUCUUUUUCCUUA